UAGUUAAUUUAAUUUCAUGGUAGGUGGAUAUAUUAGUAUGCCUAUCCAGGUAUGGAAGAGUAGAGAUGAAGAGGUCUCAUAACCCAUGGUAAUUGCUUUUAGGUUACUCCAUGUAUUUGUGUUCAGUAAGUAAAUAAAAUUUGCUUUAUCGAGAUAAUAAAUUCACUACAUAUUAGCAGUUAGAAACGCUAUUGUAGUGUGAGCUAUUUCCCAUCACUGAUCACUCUACAGUGAGGAAUGUUCAUUUAUGUUUAUGACUAAAAGAAGAUAGAAAAUGGCACAAUCAAAAUGGGAUUCUUUAGAAAAUGAUCAAUUUGCCUCUGAAAACCAAAAAUCUGAACUUGAAUGGAAAAAGAAACGCAAACUUGAAAGAAAGCGGAAACGCGAACUACUGGAAGAAGAGACAACAAAAGAAGAUAGAAAUAUAUUAUCUUUCAGGUCCUAUCUAUCAGCCAAUGUACCUCGAUUGGGGUCUUGCGAUGGUAUUCAGGAUUAUGAAAUCUUGAACAAAAUAGAAGAAGGAUCUUAUGGAAUUGUCUAUCGUGCAAAGGAGAAAUCGACGGAAAGGUUAGUAGCUUUAAAGAAGAUAAAGUUCGAUCCUAAUGGGUUUGGUUUCCCAAUCACAAGUCUAAGGGAAAUUCAUUCAUUAAACAGUGUUCGACACGACCAUGUGAUGGAACUGAAGAAGGUCGUAGUUGGUAAUGAUUUGAAAGAUAUAUACUUAGUUAUGGAGUUUAUGGAACAUGACUUGAAAUUUCUUUUGGAUGAUAUGCCUGAGGAUUUUCUUAUAUCUGAAGUAAAAACAUUAUUGCUUCAGCUACUAGCGUCUACGGCCACCAUCCAUUACCAUUGGCACCUACAUCGAGAUUUGAAGCCGUCAAACUUAUUGAUGAAUAAUACAGGGGAGAUCAAAGUUGCUGACUUUGGUUUAGCUCGCCCAACGUCCGAACCAAAACCAAAAUUGACCCGCGUUGUUGUUACACUUUGGUACCGAGCCCCAGAGCUUUUGCUGGGUACUCCGAGUUAUGGUAGAGAAAUCGACAUGUGGAGCAUUGGGUGUAUAUUUGCUGAAAUGGUGAAUCGAACUCCGCUUUUUCCUGGAAAAAACGAGUUGGAUCAGUUGCAUAAGAUUUUUAAUAUUUUGGGGUAUCCUGAUGAAGAAGAUUGGCCCCAAUACAGAUUACUACCUCAUGCCAGUAAAAUAAAACUACCGACAAUAAAAACGAAGAAUAGAUUACGAGAAGUUGUGAAGAACCUGACAGCUAAUGGAUAUGAUUUGAUGGAACGCCUUCUUUGUCUUAAUCCAGCUAAGCGCAUAUCGGCAAAAGAAGCAUUGCUUCACCCAUUUUUUUACGAGUCUCCUCGACCUAAAGAUCCAAGAUUUUUCCCUACCUUCCCAAGUAAAGCCAAAGGUGAAAUACGCGGUGGAAAUUUCAUGUCCACCAGUACCUCACAAGAGUCUAUGAAACAAUCAAGAUAGUAUGUUUUAAUCUUCCUUAGCAACAGUCGGAAAAUGAGAAUGAUAAAAGUCUGAUAUACUUAUACUAUGGAACUAAAAUAUAAUUCGGCCCUUUUUUGAUUUUCUUCCAAACAUAUAAUUAAUGAAUCACUUUCGAAAGAGAACGAUGGGAUAACUAACCAAUUGAUGAGCAAAAUCGAGUGGACUCUACUACUACUGCCUUCUGUUUUCUCUACAGUUCUAAUGUCGUUCGAAACAAACAGUAUAUUGUCAGAGGUAUAUAUAACAAUUGAGAGUGAAAUUACAAGUUCAUACAAACGUUGGUUGUCAAUGAUGGAUUGCUAAAUUUGUACAAUAUUCGAUGCUUUGCAUUGUGCAUGGAUGUCUGAUGUAAUAAGAUUCACAAAACCAUGAAUAGUUUGGUUGUCUUGGGGAAUCUCUUGUUAUAUUCAUAUUUUUAUUUUUUAAUACAGCUGGAAUAGGUUUUCCAUAUUUAUUGUUAUCUAACAUAGUAAACGAUUUUAGAUAUUAAAGUAUUCA
Molecule: messenger RNA, 1999 nt
Organism: Schizosaccharomyces octosporus yFS286
Lineage: Eukaryota; Fungi; Ascomycota; Schizosaccharomycetes; Schizosaccharomycetales; Schizosaccharomycetaceae
Product: cmgc/cdk/pitslre protein kinase Ppk23
Exons: 2
Coding region: 275-1480 (401 amino acids)
Biological process (GO): protein phosphorylation; regulation of mitotic cell cycle
Cellular component (GO): nucleus
Molecular function (GO): ATP binding; cyclin-dependent protein serine/threonine kinase activity
Source: RefSeq, a predicted model, not a curated record